AUGCAUAGGUUCGCUGCGCAAAGGAGCGAGUCUGCCCCAAGUAGGCUUGUCGGAGUUGCGGGCUUGUUCCCACACUUCACCUUCUCGUCUUCAACGAGCGCUGAGCGUCCAGCCCAAUGUGGCGCCUACGUAGCAAUGCUAUGUUCUUCUUUCUAA
Heterobasidion irregulare TC 32-1 is the source of this 156-nucleotide messenger RNA. RefSeq lists its product as uncharacterized. Lineage: Eukaryota; Fungi; Basidiomycota; Agaricomycetes; Russulales; Bondarzewiaceae. The record is from RefSeq and is a predicted model, not a curated record. Bases 1 to 156 code for a protein of 51 amino acids. The transcript has 2 exons.